AGUUUCCUGUGUGACCACUGAUCCAUUAGUGUGAUGGGCUACCUGUAGUAGUAGACGUCGCUCUUUCCGGCGCUCAGUCCGGACUUCCUGAUCACUUCUUCUUUCUUCCAGCCGGGCGGCAGAGCGGGACAGUCCGUCCGCUUCCUCUCCAUCAUGGCACAGCAUCUUCCGGAAGUGACUGCAGCUAACGGUGAGCUAGCUUUACCCGGGAGCCUUUGAAUUGUUUCUGGAGCCGCAGUGAGUGUACGCAGAGGGUUGGGCAGGGCGUACAGUGAAAAGGAGGACUUUUGGAGCAAAAAUCAUGGAGUGCGGCGGCCUGUGGGGUGACUCUCUGUCUCCAGAGUCCACCGUGACCUCCCUGCUGUCCAAGUCAGGUCACCUGAGGAGCAGCCUGCGACCUCCUCAGCACAGCUCCACCUUCAGAUACAAAGACAAGGAGUAUGACUCGGCGUCGGCGACGCUGGACGCUUACAUCGCAGACUUUGAGAGGAGUCGUGAGAGCAGCGAGUCGUCGUUGACGGGGAAGCUGCUUCUGCCGCACAGCCCACCCUCCACGCCGUGCAGGCACAGAGUGGGCACGCUCAGAAACAAAGACGUUCUCAGAGAGCGUUUGACCGACAGGGAGCUGGACUUCCUGAAUCUCCCUGUCAGCGUCCUCCAUCACCGCGCUUACCGGGACAGACUCUCUAUGACAACAGAUGAACUGCUGUCCAUCCCCUAUGAUGGCUCAAUGCCCGUCACCCACACCACCGCCUUAAUCCAAGACUUCCUGUCCCGGUCUGCAGCCUCCCAGCCCUGCCCCUCGUCCUCCUCCAGACUCCUCCACCAUCACUCGCUUCCACACAGGACGUCCAGGAGCGCCAGGUGCAGAGACAGACCGAGGGCCACCGCAUUUAAUCCAGGCCUUCACAGCGACAGUUUUAAGAGAUCAGAGCAGGCGCCACCGUCCUCGUCGCUCCACCUCCCUCGCUGGUUCACCAGUAAUAAGGCUGAUAUGGACUGUUCAGGAAUCACCAGCGUGCCUGAUCUGAAGUAUCCAGCCUGGCUGCAGAGGUGUGACCUCAGCGAGCCGCCGCCUCCACAGUCAGAGCUGUGGGACGACCACGAUGUUCUUCCACCUGGAGCUCCCAGAACCACAGCUCCAUCCUGGGUAGCAGACAUGGAGAAAGAUGAAGAGGCUGACCAGACACCUGCACAGGCUGGCAGUCAGCAGACACUCAGAGACCUGAGGCUUCAGUUUGCUGAACAGAUUUCUUUGCUCACUGCAGAGAGGAAGAGCUCUGACGUUGUGAUGAACAUGUACCAAGACAACAGGAUCGAGUCUCUGAUCCAGAAGGCCGAUCAGGUGUUGAACUCUCUGUCUCAGAGUUCUGGACAAGCAGAGUGUCCUGCAGAUCCAGUGAGUCCUGUGAACACUGAGGAGCUGCUGCACCAUUCGCCCUCACACUGUCCUCUAGACUCAGCAGCAGGAGGCUUCACAGAGGAGCUGACUAACACAGGAGCAGAGGGUUGGAGUCAUGAAAACAGCAUCUGGAAGCAGCCUGGUCCGGUGGAGGCUCUGAAGCAGAUGCUGUUCAGACUACAGGCUGUGGAGGCGGAGCUUCAGCGACAACAACAGGGCACACCAGCAGCUUUCGCUUUCUCCGAGCAGCAGCAGAUGCCAGCAAAACAGUGGCCUGGUGAUGACGCAGAGCUGCAGGAGCUCCAGAGCUUUCCUGGUAGACCAUCACUGGAGAGAGCUCUGCAUCACCUGAACCGCCUGAAGAUGCUGGUGGAAGAACCCAGAGAGAAAAGCAGAGAGGAAGAGAAGGACGACGACGAGGGGCGCUACUCCUCCUCAUCUGCCGACAGACUCGUCUGCUCUCAGCAGGAACCCUCCGGAAACUGAGAGCCACCUACAGUAUCUGCUCUGUAUUUAUACAUUUUAUAUGAGAGAGUGCAGUUAUUUUAAACACUAAUACAACCCUGAUAUUAAAGCAGACUCUGGAUUUAGAGUCAGGAAGUGUCUUGACACUGAAAUGAAACUGAUAAAGACUCUGAGGAGGAGUCAGAGCACAGUGUUGAUUUAAAGAGGAGGAUGAAAUUGUGAAGGACAAACUCAGAGAGAAAACACGUCACAUCUUUUAUUCUGAAUGUGCCAGGAUGGAUGGAUG
This is a messenger RNA of Archocentrus centrarchus (flier cichlid), 2153 nucleotides long. It is a transcript of the gene c12h18orf54, whose product is annotated as chromosome 12 C18orf54 homolog. The transcript is spliced from 16 exons. Bases 302 to 1888 code for a protein of 528 amino acids. The record is from RefSeq and is a predicted model, not a curated record. NCBI's taxonomy places the organism in Eukaryota, Metazoa, Chordata, Actinopteri, Cichliformes, Cichlidae.